AUGCGCUUCUAUCUGAGUCUCAUCGCUGCGUGCCUUCCCCUCUCGCUCGGGUUCCCUACAGAUCCCAACAACACGCUGUCUGAGAGACAGUGCACCGGCUGUGCACAAUGCAUUUUCUCGGAUCGCGAAGAGACGCUGUCGGAAAGAGACCGAUACAAGCAUCGGCAGCUGACCGACAACAUCAGCUGCGGCGCCGCUACAUCCUGCACCGCGGGGUACAGCGUCCAGGAAGGAUACUCCUUCACAUGGUCGGCCAGUGUUCAGACCGAGUUCGCUUCCGCCGGCUUCGAAGUUCAGAUGUCCUGGACGACCGGGACGAAUUACGAAUGUGACGUCGACAGUGGCGAGACAGGCUGCGUGUGGUUUGGCAAACGCUUCAAGGAGUACACUGUUCGAAGGUCCCUUUGCGAUACCUGCACUGGAUGUGAUGAAAAGGACAUCACCUACACAUCGCCGACCAAUGACAACUCGGGGGCUGGGGACUUCUACUGCGUUACGGGAUCUGCAUGUCGCAGCGUUGGGCAGGAGUAUUGGGCUGAUGAGCAGUGA
This is a messenger RNA of Zasmidium cellare ATCC 36951, 549 nucleotides long. RefSeq lists its product as uncharacterized. Lineage: Eukaryota; Fungi; Ascomycota; Dothideomycetes; Mycosphaerellales; Mycosphaerellaceae. The transcript has 3 exons. Bases 1 to 549 code for a protein of 182 amino acids. The record is from RefSeq and is a predicted model, not a curated record.